AUGUCUACUAUAAUAAAAAAUUUAUCAUUAUACUUUUUUACAAAAAAAUGUGUCAAAGUAUAUUUCGAAAAUUUGGAUUUUUUACAUGCUGAAUGUUUCAAAGCAACACUGAGUAAAAUCUUAGGACUUGGCAUCAUCGCUGGAUCAUUAUUGGUUAAAGUGCCACAAAUUGUUAAAAUUUUUCAAAAUAAAGAUAGCAAGGGUAUCAAUAUUUAUAGCGUAUUGAUGGAUUUAUUUGCUAUCACUGCUAUGACAUCUUACAGUUUUGUAAGUGGUUUUCCUUUUAGUUCCUGGGGAGAUGGAGUGUCAUUGGGUAUACAGACAUUAAUAAUUGCGAUAUUGGUUUUCCAUUAUAAUGGAGAUUCUGCAAAAGCAACAGCUUUUUUAGCAGGUUACAUGGCCAUACUUACCGCUGUUGUAAGCGGUUUAGCUCCAAUUAAUUUACUUUGGACUUGUCAAGCAAUGAAUAUUCCUAUUAUUCUCAUUAGCAAGUUUAUACAAGCUUAUACAAAUUAUUCUAAUGGAAGUACUGGUCAAUUAUCGGCGAUAACAGGUUUUAUGCUUUUCUUUGGUUCAUUAGCAAGAAUAUUUACUUCCAUUCAAGAAACUGGAGAUAUGACUAUGAUAGUUAUGUACUUGUGUUCGACUGCUGCAAAUGCUAUUAUUGCUGCACAAAUUCUUUAUUAUUGGAACGUUGGUACUGUAACUUCUAAGAAAAAAGAUGAAGCUAAGAAAAAGGCCUAAGAAACAAAACAAAAAAUUAAGUUAUCAAUAAAAUAUCAUGUAAGAUUUAAUAGUAAUGGAAAUAUGAUGUUAUAUUUUUUUAUA
This is a messenger RNA of Polistes dominula (European paper wasp), 828 nucleotides long. Its product is annotated as mannose-P-dolichol utilization defect 1 protein homolog. NCBI's taxonomy places the organism in Eukaryota, Metazoa, Arthropoda, Insecta, Hymenoptera, Vespidae. The record is from RefSeq and is a predicted model, not a curated record. Gene Ontology annotation, biological process: oligosaccharide biosynthetic process.